CCCGCGGCGGGCGCCAUGCAGCGGGCGCGCCCCGCGCUCUGGGCAGCGGCGCUGACAGCGCUGGCGCUGCUCCGCGGGCCGCCGGCGGCGCGAGCCGGCGCGGGCGUGGCGGGCGCGGGCCCCGUGGUGCGCUGCGAGCCGUGCGACGCGCGUGCGCUGGCCCAGUGCCCGCCACCGCCCGCUGCGUCCGCGUGUGCCGAGCUGGUGCGCGAGCCGGGCUGCGGCUGCUGCCUGACGUGCGCGCUGCGCGAGGGCGAGCCGUGCGGCGUCUACACCGAGCGCUGCGGCGCCGGCCUCCGCUGCCAGCCGCCACCCGGCGAGCCGCGCCCGCUGCAGGCGCUGCUGGACGGCCGCGGGCUCUGCGCCAACGCCAGCGCCGCCAGCCGCCUGCGCGCCUACUUGCUUCCCGCACCGUCCGCGCCAGGAAACAGCAGUGAGUCGGAGGAGGACCACAGCGCAGGGAGUGUGGACAACCAGGCCGUGCCCAGCACACACUGCAUGCCGGACCCCAAAUUCCACACGAUCCACACCAAGAUGGACGUCAUCAAGAAAGGCCAUGCCAAGGACAGCCAGCGCUACAAGGUCGACUACGAGUCUCAGAGCACAGACACCCAGAACUUCUCCUCCGAGUCCAAGCGCGAGACAGAAUACGGACCCUGCCGCCGGGAAAUGGAGGACACGCUGAACCACCUCAAGUUCCUGAACAUGCUCAGCCCCAGGGGCAUCCACAUCCCCAACUGCGACAAGAAGGGCUUCUACAAGAAAAAGCAGUGCCGUCCUUCCAAAGGCCGGAAGCGGGGCUUCUGCUGGUGCGUGGACAAGUACGGGCAGCCCCUCCCGGGCUACGACGCCAGGGGCAAAGGCGACGUGCAGUGCUACAGCAUGGAGAGCAAGUAGACCGACCCGCAGCCACUUCAUGUGGAGCUGAAAUACGCCUUAUUUUGCACAAAAGACUGCCUACGACAUGAUCAGCAGCUGGCUACAGCCUCGAUUUAUAUUUCUUUUUGUGGUGAUCUGAUUUUUUUUUUUAAACCAAAGUUUAGAAAGAGCUGUUUGAAAUGCCUAGGGUUCUUCUAAUGGUGAACUUGAGCAUCUUUCUACUUUCCAGUCAUCAGUGAAACGCGGUGUGGUUUUUCCCGUUGCUUCCUAUAAAAAUCCUUGUAAACUGCAGCGCAGUGCGGCGGGACCUCACACUGUCCUGGAACUCCGCCUCUGCUUCAUGCCGCAGUGACUGUGUUGCUUCUGUCGAUGAACACUUCUUCCCCCGUCUCUGAAAUGAGCGCAGGCUGGUCGGGGACGGGACCCCUGCACUCUGGUGUCUGGAUAUCCUCACGCACCACCUGGAGCUUACGUCUUUGAAGCAAGGGCCUGGGUUCCUCUACCAAGACGUUUCUUAUCUUCAAGUGACCUGCAUUGCUUGGGAACUAGUGGAGAGAAUAAGAUAGAGUCUUAUUUGUAAAAAACCAUGACCAAGGAUGUUCUGGGGAACUCUGGGAACCUCUAAAGGCGGGUAUUUCUGACCCUCAUUGUCAGCAGCUCCCUGAACACACAGCCUUUCCUGGUGGCCCCGCAGGGCAGGGGGGCGGCGGGGCAGCAAGAGUCAGUCCCUUGUUUUCAGAGGCAUCACGAAUAAUAGCACGAUUCUUCGAUGACCAUAGAGAAUAGUGUUUUCCAUUCAACAAUUCAAGACCAAGUUGAUUUUUGAAGGUUAGCUCCUUAAAGGUGAAGGAGAUUUAUUUUCAUCUCUCGCCUCUGUCCUCCUUGGCACAAUGUAAACAUAACAUCCUAAUUUUAUCUAGCCAAGAAAAAGGAAUGGCUUGUUGGGGAGCCCAGGGAGGACCCUGGAAGCGCACAGAAUGCCCGUGCUUGCUGCACUGGGACGCAUCCUGCUUUUCUUUCUAACUCACACAUAUAUGCAGAGAAAACACGUUCUUCAUGACCUGUUAACAUUGUAUACGUCAUAGUCCAGAUAUGCUAGGACCUACACUAGAUAAUCCUAGAUGAGAUGUUAGCGAUGCUAGAGAACAUAACUACGGCCAUGACCGAGGAAAGAGCCUGCGCAGGGCCAGUGCCCCAAGGCCAGCCCUCGAGCUUGGCGGCGUGGGUGCUGAGGGGGCCCGCACCACCGCCGGCCUCCGGGGUGGACACACACUGCGCACAGCCCUCCUGGAGAACACAAAGGGGUCUCGAGACAUUCUGCCUACCUAUUAGCUUUUCUUUAUUUUUUUAAGUUUUUGAAGAAAAAAAGUAUUUUUGAAAAGUUCGUCUUGCAAUGUAUUUAUAAAUAGUAAAUAAAGUUUUUACCAUAAAGAAGUCCCUCA
Molecule: messenger RNA, 2321 nt
Organism: Equus caballus (horse)
Lineage: Eukaryota; Metazoa; Chordata; Mammalia; Perissodactyla; Equidae
Gene: IGFBP3
Product: insulin like growth factor binding protein 3
Biological process (GO): regulation of insulin-like growth factor receptor signaling pathway
Cellular component (GO): extracellular region
Molecular function (GO): insulin-like growth factor II binding; insulin-like growth factor I binding; fibronectin binding
Source: RefSeq, a predicted model, not a curated record